Messenger RNA from Colletotrichum spaethianum, 573 nucleotides. RefSeq lists its product as uncharacterized. The transcript has 2 exons. Bases 1 to 573 code for a protein of 190 amino acids. NCBI's taxonomy places the organism in Eukaryota, Fungi, Ascomycota, Sordariomycetes, Glomerellales, Glomerellaceae. The record is from RefSeq and is a predicted model, not a curated record.
AUGAAGGCCUACGCUGUUGUUCUCUCCCUCGCGACCUUGGCGGUUGCUCAGAUGAAUGGAGGCGGCGCCCAGCCGGUCCCUCCUCCUGCCCCGGCGGCCGGAGAUACCCCCGCCUGCGCUGAGGCCAAAAUUCUCGCCGGAGGCAUUGCCCUCAACAUCCAGGUUCAGCAGCAGGAGGUGAACGGCCUGAAUGCUGUCAUGCAGGCUCUCUCGGCCAACCCGAUCAACCCCCAGCAGUUCCAGACCGCCAAGUCGAACCUCUUGUCAUUCGUCAGCGACGGCAUCCAAAUCCGCCAAGCGAACCAGCUGAUUGCCCCUACCGGAAACGGUGCGACGGCAGGACUGGCUGUGGUUGCCAAUGCUCAGCUUUCUGAGCUCGAGAAAGUCGCCGGCCUCACCGGAAACCCCCAGCAAGACAACCCUGUUACCCAGUCACUCAUGAUGGACUUUACCGGCGGCAUUAAGAAAAACAUGGAAAACCAGCAAGCUGUAAGCAUCUCUACCUUGAGCGUAUCUGAACGCCGCCAGCUGACGUUCCAUAGGCUGUUGUUGGCUGCUAAAGAACAUAAGUAA